Cooperia oncophora is the source of this 303-nucleotide messenger RNA. The record is from the annotation of a GenBank genome assembly. NCBI's taxonomy places the organism in Eukaryota, Metazoa, Nematoda, Chromadorea, Rhabditida, Trichostrongylidae.
AUGGGAUUAUGCAUCGAAACGACCACCAGUUCUCUUGUUACACUUGCACCAUCAACAUGUGACACACCACAAUUCUUUGACGGCAACGGCACGUUCUACUCCCCGGGAUACCCGGCAUCCUCUCAAGGAGUAACACCCUGCGUGUAUGUGCUGACAGUAGCUCCUCAGGACCUUGUUCAAAUUCACUUCAUAGAUAUCCAGCUCGGCGAUGGCAGCACUAUAGAGCUCUACAACAGCUUCGUCGACACUCAUAACUGGCAAUGUUCCUUCUUCGCAAGUACUUUUCAUCUUCAUCGAAUGUGA